UGAAUGUUUGUGUAUUAAUGUGUGUGUGUGAUCCCGCUGAGUGAGAAUAAUGGGAGGAAGAACUGGAUUGUCGAUCAGGAGAUGAGGCAUGCUCUAGGACCCAGAGGAACUAGGCUGAACACUGAGAGAGAGAGGGAGGGAGAAAGAGAGUGGGAGAGAGAGAGAAGAGAAAAGAACAGGGAUUGAGACGAGAGGAAGAGAGCGCAGGAGAGCGGGAGAGGAGAGUGCGUGUUCUGUCUUAUGCGCACUUCUGACUGCUCUGGUUUUCUUGACAGUUUGUGUGUGUGUGUAUAUGUGCGUGUGUGUGUGUUUUUGAGUCCUGCUCAGCAUACGGCAGGUGGAGAUGACAUGACUGCGCUUGAGAGGAAGAGAGGGAGGGACCUACGCGGUCAACAAGUAUUCCUGAGGCCAGACGAGACCGCAGCUCUAACCCUGACUGACCGACUACAGUGAUGAUGCGUGCGGUUUGCCGGGCGGAGGGCAGCGCUAGGCAGCGGCUGAGGGAGGAGGAUGCUUUACUGCGGCUGGCAGGAGUUGUUGACGUGCGCUCACUCCGAGAUGCUCUCAGAGAGACCGCACAGGGGCUACUGCCCAGCGUGGAGUGUGUUUGUGUGUACGUGCUGGAGAGAGACUCGAGGCUGCAGUGUGACGACCCAAGCCAUGAGCUGCCAAAGGAGGGGAAGAUCAGGGAUAUGGUGGGUCAGUUGAAGAGGUGUGUGUGUGCCGGUCUACCUCCCUCAGAGAUGCACGAGAAACACAGGAGCAGCCUUGCAGCACCCCUCCCACCCCACAGACGAGCUGUGGUAAUUCCUCUCCUGGACCAGGAACAAGGAGUUGUCAUCUCAGUCUUACUGGUGGGCUGUAAACCGCUGAGUGAUCAAGACGAACAACACCUCAACACUCUGGAGAAACAUGCAGCUGUAGCGUGUAGGAGGGUACGAACCCUGCAGUCGGCCAAUCAGAAGUCUCUCGUCAGCCUGUCACCGAUCCAGCCCCACAAUGCACUGCUCCGGCCCGACCCCACAGACUACUGUGACCUGGACCGCAAGAUUCUACAGCUGUGUGGUGAGCUGUAUGACCUUGAUGCAACUACUCUUCAGCUCAAAGUAAUCAAUUAUUUGCAGCAGCAGACCCAGUCUCAGUGCUGCUGUCUGCUUCUGGUGUCUGAGGACAACCACCAGCUCUUCUGUCAGGUGGUUGGAGACAAAGUUCUGGAGGAGGAGAUCAGCUUCCCUCUGAUGUUUGGGCGCUUUGGGCAGGUAGUGGAGAAGAAGAGAUCCAUCACUCUUCAGGACGUCACUGCGGAGGAGCGUAGACAGCUAUCCAGUAUGCUGGGCAGUGAGGUGUCCUCUCUGCUAUGUGUCCCUGUGGUCAGCAGAGCCACUGGCCAGGUGGUGGCACUAGCCUGCGCCUUCAACAAACAGGGAGGACAGAGGUGUGACACACACACACACAAACAUGAGAGUGCAUUGUAAUAGACCUCUGUGUUCCAGAGAUAACAAGCCAGCUCCAGUGGCAGAUGACCAAAGAGAACAUGGUCGUCACCCUCAAGUGUGUGUGCGUGUGCGUUUGUGUGUGUGUGUGUGUCAGACGCUGCCCCAUUAAUCAAUGUGUGUGUGUGUGUCUGUGUUCUCCGUAGAGCUCUGGCCCCUACAACAUGAGCUUCAAACUUGCCCUGGA
Oncorhynchus tshawytscha (Chinook salmon) is the source of this 1680-nucleotide messenger RNA. RefSeq names its product cGMP-dependent 3',5'-cyclic phosphodiesterase. The transcript is spliced from 14 exons. Gene Ontology annotation, molecular function: protein binding. The record is from RefSeq and is a predicted model, not a curated record. Bases 453 to 1475 code for a protein of 340 amino acids. NCBI's taxonomy places the organism in Eukaryota, Metazoa, Chordata, Actinopteri, Salmoniformes, Salmonidae.